AAGGAAAUGGCCUCAUUACUUUGUAAUAGGAUGUUCUCAUCAGUGGCCUCUCGUGGCCUCAUGAGUGGCGGCAACAGAUGCAGUCCAUUGAUGAUGACCACUCAGCAGCAGUUUGGAAGCACAACAACACCAAUGUUUGGAAACAUUGCAUCAUGUCUCACAGGCGCAAUCAGACCAUACUCAACCAAUGACAUUCAAAAGAUGAGGAACAUUGGUAUCAGCGCGCACAUUGACUCGGGCAAGACUACGCUGACCGAACGCAUCCUCUACUACACUGGUCGUAUCAAGGAGAUCCACGACGUCAAGGGCAAGGACGGCAUCGGCGCCAAGAUGGACUCGAUGGAGCUGGAGCGCGAGAAGGGCAUCACCAUUCAGUCGGCCGCCACCUACUGCAAGUGGGGCGACACACACAUCAACAUCAUCGAUACGCCAGGUCACGUCGACUUCACCAUCGAGGUGGAGCGCGCGCUGCGUGUGCUCGACGGCGCCGUGCUGGUCAUGUGCGGUGUGUCGGGUGUCCAGUCGCAGACAAUCACAGUCGAUCGCCAGAUGCGUCGUUACAACGUGCCUCGCGUCACCUUCAUCAACAAGCUGGAUCGUGUGGGCGCCAACCCAUGGAACGUCAUUGACCAGCUGCGCAAGAAGCUCAACCUGAACGCGGCCGCCGUGCAGAUCCCCAUUGGAGGCGAGAUCAACUUGGAGGGAGUGUGCGACUUGCUCACGGGCAAGGCGUACCUGUUCUCGGGCGAGAAGGGCUCAAAGAUCACCGAGGUCGAGAUCCCCGCGUCCAUCGUCGAGCUGUUCAACGAGAAGAAGAUCGAGCUCGUCGAGACCGUGGCCAACCAGGACGACCAGCUGGCCGAGUGGAUCAUCGAGAACGACUUCCCCAACAACAUGCCCGACGCCACCGUGCUCGGCGACGCCAUCCGUCGCUGCACGAUCAACCGCACAUUCGUGCCCGUGUUCAUGGGCUCGGCCUUCAAGAACAUUGGUGUGCAGAAGCUGCUGGACGGUGUGAUCAACUUCCUGCCCAACCCCAGCCAGAAGAAGAACAUCGCACUCGACCUCUCCAACAAUGAGGCCGAGGUCGAGGUCGUGCCCGACAGCAAGAAGCCAUUCGUCGGACUGGCCUUCAAGCUGGAGGAGGGUCGUUUCGGCCAGCUGACCUACAUGCGUGUCUACCAGGGUGCUCUGAAGCGCGGUGACAUGAUCAAGAAUGUAAACUUAAACAAGGUGAUCAAGGUGCCACGUCUCGUCAGAAUGCACGCCAACGAGAUGGAGGAGGUCCAAGAGGUUGGUGCCGGUGAGAUCUGUGCCAUGUUUGGUGUUGACUGUUACUCUGGUAACUCAUUCACUCAUCCAAACCUCAACUAUACUUGUACAUCAAUGCACGUUCCAGCACCAGUCAUGUCGUUGAGUAUUGCACCAAAGGGCAAGGAUGGAUUGAACAACUUUACAAAGGCUUUGAACAAGUUCCAGAAGGAGGACCCAACAUUCAGAGUGCACACCGAUCAGGAGAGUGGCCAGAUGGUCAUCUCUGGUAUGGGUGAGCUUCAUCUGGACAUCUACGUCGAGAGAAUGAAGAGAGAGUACAACGUGGAGUGCAUUGUCGGCAAGCCCUUGGUGGCCUACCGCGAGACCAUCCAGACGCGUGGCGACUACACAUACACACACAGGAAGCAGUCUGGAGGUCAGGGCCAGUACGCCAAGAUGAUUGGCUACAUCGAGCCCACCGGCCCAGAGGACCCCAACAUGGAGUUUGUCAACGACGUCAUUGGUACCGCCAUCACACCCAACUUUAUCGAAGCCAUCAGGAAGGGAGUCAACGAGGCCGCCGUCAACGGUCCGCUGAUCGGCCAUCCAAUCACUGGCGUGCGUUUCGUCGUCACGGACGGUGCCACCCAUCCCGUCGAUUCCUCAGAGCUGGCGUUCAGAAUCUGCGCUGUCAACUCGUUCAAGGAGGGCUUCAAGGUGGCCGAGCCAAUGAUCCUCGAGCCCAUCAUGAAGGUCGAGGUGCUCACACCAAUCGAGUUCCAGGGCACAGUUAUUGGAGGCAUCAACCGUCGCAAGGGUGCCAUCUUCAACACUGGCGCACAGGGCGAGAACAUCACAAUCGAGUGCGAGGUGCCACUGAACAACAUGUUUGGCUACUCGACCGAGCUGCGUUCAUGCACACAGGGCAAGGGUGAGUUCACAAUGGAGUAUGCCAAGCACAGUCCAGUCACCAGAGAGCAGUUCAACACUCUCUGUGAAGAGUACCAGAAGAAGAGAGCCGAAGAGAGGAAGUAA
Molecule: messenger RNA, 2289 nt
Organism: Acytostelium subglobosum LB1
Lineage: Eukaryota; Evosea; Eumycetozoa; Acytosteliales; Acytosteliaceae
Exons: 2
Biological process (GO): mitochondrial translational elongation
Cellular component (GO): mitochondrion
Molecular function (GO): GTPase activity; translation elongation factor activity; GTP binding
Source: RefSeq, a predicted model, not a curated record